Messenger RNA from Momordica charantia (bitter melon), 1253 nucleotides. RefSeq lists its product as uncharacterized. The record is from RefSeq and is a predicted model, not a curated record. Lineage: Eukaryota; Viridiplantae; Streptophyta; Magnoliopsida; Cucurbitales; Cucurbitaceae.
GAUAAGAGAAAAAGAAAAUAAAAAAGAAAAAAGGAAAAAGGAAGAGAGAGAAAAAGAGAAAAAUAGAGAGAGAGAGUAGAGAAAUGCGGGAGCAGGAAUCGGGUGUUGCCAAUUUCGGCCUUCCCGAGGAGGUGCUGCAGGUGCUACCGUCGGAUCCAUUCGAGCAGCUCGAUGUGGCUCGGAAGAUCACCUCCAUUGCUCUCUCGACGCGUGUUUCCGCUCUCGAAUCCGAAUCCUCCGCUCUCCAUGCCCAGAUUUCCGAGAAGGACGCGCUCAUCGCCGACCUGCAAUCUCAGAUCGACUCCCUCGACGCCGCCCUCUCCGAGAAAGCCGACGAACUCGCCCGCGUCGACAGGGCAAAGGAGACGCUGUUGGAAGAGAACGCGUCGCUUUCUAAUACCGUGAAGAAACUCAAUAGAGAUGUCUCCAAGUUGGAGGUCUUCAGAAAGACGCUUAUGCAGUCCCUACGCGAAGACGAGAACUCCACAGGAGGUUCAGAGGCUGUUGCUCAAAUACAGAGUCAGGAAAGUUUGCCUUCUGCUCCGCAGAUUGUAGAAGAUGAUCUGACAUUGCCACCGUCUAGAUACUCAUCAAUCCAGAGCAACACUUCUGAAACAGUGAAUUCUGUAAAAGAAGAGCAGGACGCAGAUGCUUCAAGACCUCGUAUUUCAAACCGCCUUCUGUUAGCAUCACAGACUAGCACACCUCGGCUGACACCUCCUGGUUCUCCUCCCAUUUCUUCUGCAUCAGUUUCUCCUACGAGAACAUCUAAACCUGCUUCCCCAAAGCGUCAUUCGAUGUCAUUCUCUGUCUCAAGGGGGAUGUUUGAUAGGAACUCGAUGUACUCGCCUGUUCUCUCCGGCAAUCACAGUUCAGUUUCAAGCCCUCAUGCAGGAACUCAUACUGGACGAACUCGGGUUGAUGGGAAAGAAUUCUUCCGCCAAGUGAGGAGCCGGUUGUCGUAUGAGCAGUUCAGUGCAUUCUUAACCAAUGUUAAAGAGUUGAAUGCCCACAAGCAAACAAAAGAGGAGACCCUUCGGAAGGCCGAUGAGAUAUUUGGCCCGGAUAACAAGGACCUAUUUACCAUAUUUGAAGGGUUGAUUACUCGUAAUGUACACUGAAAAUGCUUUGGAUAUAUUGUAUGUAGCGUUCAUUAGCAUUGGUGUUCGCACCAGUUAACUUCUGUUUCAGGUCUGUAUAUCUACUACUUAUAUUCAUUUCGAGUUCAAUGAAAUAAAAAUUUUUAACUACUA